AUGGCGGCCUACGAGAAGCACCAGCCGGAGGCUCCGCUGAACGCGGCGUACUACGGCCAGCCGAUCCCUCCGCCGCAGCCGGCGUACUACCCACCGCCGCCGCCGCCACCACCACGACCCGCCCCACGCCGUGGCGGCUGCGCGCGCUGCCUGCUCGGCUCCCUCGUGGCCCUUGUCGUCGCGCUCGGCGUGGCCGUCCUGGUGCUAUGGCUCAUCUUCCGCCCGGACAACCUCAAGGCCUACGCCGACUCCGCCACGCUGUCCCGCUUCGACCUCGGCAACGGCAACGGCAACGGCGGCGGUGACCUCCUCCAGUACAACCUCACCGUGGUCAUCCGCGUGCGGAACCCCAACCGCUUCGGGAUCCGCUACGACUACGCCGAGGCGCAGGCGUUCUACGACGGCGACCGCUUCGGGUUCGACCCGCUGCAGCCGUUCUACCUGGACAGCAAGAGCGACGCCAGGAUCACGGCCACGUUCGGCGGCUCGACGGUGGUAGACGACGACGACGCGCGGCGCACGUACAGGAGGGAGAACGGGGAGGGGUUCUACUACGUCAAGGUGAAGGUGUACUCGGACCUUAGCUUCAGGGUUAGGGUCAUCCGCCGGCAUGAUUUCAAGAGCAAGAUCACCUGCGUGCUGCGGUUGCCCGUGCCCGCUGCCGGUGGCAACGUCAACACCACGGCGCUGACAACGCUGGGGACGAGGUGCGACGUCGACUUCUGA
Miscanthus lutarioriparius is the source of this 726-nucleotide messenger RNA. The record is from the annotation of a GenBank genome assembly. Lineage: Eukaryota; Viridiplantae; Streptophyta; Magnoliopsida; Poales; Poaceae.